Molecule: messenger RNA, 3701 nt
Organism: Gymnodraco acuticeps
Lineage: Eukaryota; Metazoa; Chordata; Actinopteri; Perciformes; Bathydraconidae
Gene: tcf23
Product: transcription factor 23
Exons: 4
Coding region: 2690-3292 (200 amino acids)
Biological process (GO): regulation of transcription by RNA polymerase II; developmental process
Molecular function (GO): RNA polymerase II transcription regulatory region sequence-specific DNA binding; protein dimerization activity; DNA-binding transcription factor activity, RNA polymerase II-specific
Source: RefSeq, a predicted model, not a curated record
AUCCAUGCAGCCUGAAAACAUGAGAUAAGAGCGCUUCUUCUGUCUCUUUAGCAGAGGGCGAUUUGGGCAUGGGGAUAAAGUGAGUCAUUUUAGUAAAUCUGCCAACAACAGUGCAGAUGGUGGUGUUACCUGCAGAGGGCGGCAGUCCAAUGACAAAAUCCUCUUCUGUGUUCCACGAAGCAGGUUUCACGGUAGAGGAGGGAUAGUGGGUACGAAAUCCGGGUCGUCGUGGAGAUCGUGCAGGAGGUGAGCUUCCUCAUUUAGUUAGCGGAGAUGAUGCUUUCCUGGCUUUCUCCCUCCGUCGCUCUUGCAGCCGAGUGUCUGUGCGUAUAGCCAAGGUGAUCAUACUGUCCAAAUCCGCCGGAAGAUCAAGAGGAACAAGAAGAUCCCGCACACAGUCACUGAGUCCGCUGAAAAACAUAUCAUAUAGUGCGUCUUCAUUCCAACCACUGUCCGUGGCCAAAGUGCGAAAAUCAAUGGCGUAGUCAGACACACUCUGAUUCUGCUGGGAGAUCUGUGUCAGGGCUCUGGCAGCUUCUCUCCCCGGUGUGGUUCGGUCAAAGAUUUUUUUUAUAGUCUCAGUGAAUAGUUGUAGUGAUUUACACACCGGAGACUUCCGUGCCCACUCCGCCGUAGCCCAGGCUUCCGCUCUUCCCGUGAGGUGGGACACAAUGAACGCCACCUUGGCUAGAUCGCUGGGGAAAGCAGCAGGCUGGCAGGUAAAAUGCAGGUCACACUGCGUUAGGAAAGGACUGCAAUUACCAGACUUGCCUGAAAACUUUGCAGGAGGAGCAAGACGAAUCAUGGAAGCUGGCAUGGGAAAAUCAGCUGUAGUCUCUGGGGCUGGGGCAGCCACGGCGGGAGGAGCGGCGGGCACACUAUCCAAACGUGUAAGUACAUUAUGGACCCGUUCAGCCAGGUGAUUGAUUUGCAUCGUAACCGCGCCACGAAACUCACUCUGGCUGUUAGUCAGGGUCAUUACUCCCUGGUUUAAGGCCUUCAUGUCCUCCUCCUGUUGCUGCAGGCGUUGAGCCUGAGAGCCGAGCGCUGCUCUCAGGGUUUGAGAGUCGGCUGAGUCCAGGGCACAGGGAACACACAGAAUAUAUACACAUACAAGGGACUCAGGUGCAAACAAUAAGGGCGGGGCAGGUCAUCAGGUCAGUGAGCAUAGUGACAAGGUAGGAGUCGAACUACCUGAAAUGAGAAAGGAAAUGACAAAGUAAAACAGGAAAUGGCAGACAACAAAAAGGGUUAGCAGACGCGGACUUGACAAUAUAAACUAAACAGAGAAAUAAUAUUAACAAAUCUGCCGAGACACAACAGUCAACAAAGUUUCAGUUUGCAGAAAACAGCAUCUAGAGCUAGCCAGUAGAAACACAAGUGUUACAUAGUGAUGUCACCACUUUAAGAAAUAAAACAAAGGAGUCCAAUUUGAGGCUUUUCAUGCAGGGAGGAGCAGUGUGUGGGAGAGAAACCCCCUCUGGAGGGAACUUUGGGAUUUUAGCCUUUUCUGACUUUUACAUGCACAGAAACCUAUAGAACACACUACAGGAGAGGGCAAAUCCUUUGUGGCGCUUUAAAGAUAACUUGGUACACUUUAUCCGUAAGAUUCUUUGUUGUCUCAGAUAAAAAAGAACAUUUCAUGGUGUGAAAUGCAGAUGUUUUGUGUAACAUGAGUCAUUUUCUGCUGAGGGUUUCUAAUCUUAGAUCCUCUCUGGUGUAAUGGACCACCCAUCAGCAUGGUGAAGACAGUUUUUAUUUUAAUGUAUCUUUGUCUGAUAAAUACCAAUUGUCAAGCAUAGAGUUUACAUUUCUAUACAGUGUCAGAUGAUGACACUAACAGUAUUAUCUAUUUUGUAUACUUACUUGAUUUUUGUACACUAGAAUUAUGAUAUAAAAAGCAAACAUAAAUAACAUAUUACUGUGAAAAUGUUGAUUUAAGAUCAUUCCACCUGUAAAAUGAUCAUGCUAGUUCUAUUCAAUGCUGCCGAGUUCAUGUCAUUCAAACCUGCAGCUCUGUGCAAGUGAAUGUCAUCUUAUCAUGAUGAGGUGGUCUUCUACAAACCAAAAUGCUCUUCUGCCUCUGUUUGGUCAUGUUGAAUGUCGCACUGCCCUGAGCUUCCACUCUGUCCAGUUGUAAGCAAAGCGAGAGUUUCCCAAGCCCCUUGGUGCCCUGGCGCAGGACACCCUCCCAGAGCUGCUCUCCCCCACCGGCUUGACUGCCUGCUCUUCUUGGCAGCCAAACAGCCAGGGGAGGAUCAAGAUGACCGGGCGGCUGAGAUAAGGGCAGCAUGAAGUUCCCCACAUUACCUCACCCGAUAAGGAAACCAGCGGAGAGAGAGAGGCAGGCUGGGAGGAAUCCUCUGAACGAACAGUGAUGCACAGAGAGGCAGACACACUUCGUUGGGUUUUUAGUGGUCUGGGUGGAACCGCUACCCACAGAGGCCUUUUGAAGUCGACAGAUGCUUGAACAUAAUGGUCCUCAGUAGAAAUAGAAACAUGUGCACAGACUUUUAAAAUGUCCUGGAUGUAAAGGAGACCUCAGACUAUUUGUUCUUUAGAGGAUUUACCAGAGCAGUUGGUGGAUGAUACAAACAUCUUCAACAAGGGAGAGCAAGCUUCCAUCCUGCCAAUUCAAAUAGACUGAAGAAAGUGAAAAAAAACUUGAGGAGAGUCUGCUUCAGCACUGAUGGCGGGAAAUCCUCUGGAAAGUCUUAUGUCGGUUUCAGCAAACCAUCAGCUUGUGUCCAACUCCGCCGCUCAGCCCUGGAGGCAGCAGCCUGGGAGGGGGGGCGGCCCAGCAUCCCCACACAGGCAGAGCACACGCAGGAAGUGGGCGCAGUCUGUGUUUGGGUCCAGGUUAAACUCUGGUUCUUGUGGCGAGUCUGCAGUUCGGUCCGGGACAAUGAGGGGUCAGCACUCUCCAGAAAAUGCAGCGCGAGAGAGGAGCCGUGUUCGGAACCUACGACAGGCCUUCCACAGCCUUCAGGCGGCUCUGCCCUCAGUCCCACCUGACACCAAACUGUCCAAGCUGGACAUUUUGGUUCUGGCUACUAACUACAUAGCUUUCCUGACGGAGACAUUGGACCAGGGACGGACGCAAGCUGAGCACACCUUGCCCUCCCAGCCGGGGGGAAAUCUGCAUCCUGUUAAGAAGUGGCCCAUGCGUUCCCUGCUCUAUUGUGGCAGCGUGGCAGAGCUGCUUUCAGGAGUCCCAGUCAAUCAGACACCUAUUCCCGGACAGGAUGGAACACACCCCCUAACCCCCCGCCAAGAAGUAAACAAAGAGUGAUAGCUAAGAGGGGUCAUUACUUUCCCCCUUCUCAAAUGUUAAUCAGCUGCCAUUGGGAGCAUAAGAAGCUUCUCCCUGAAGUAUGUCUUUAUCUGUCAGUAAGAAGCUUCCUUCCUUCUACAUUCACUGUAAUGUAAAUGAUAUUGCUUAGGUAGGCUCUGCAGUUUAACUUUAAGAACACAACAGCAAAAAAAAAAUCAAAACUUUUGAGCCAUCAAAAGUAAAAGGAAGGCAAAUAUUUACAUAUGUUGGAUGGAGAUGGACAAUAUGCAGUUACAAUCACAUUUUGAGCCAAGGCUGUUGAAAAAGUAUAAACCUUUUCUCAUUUCAUUAUUUCCUUCAAGAAUUGGCAACGGCUUCUUUUUCUUUAUUCCUGUGACUAUUAUGUUUGUAUCUGCAAAAGCCUGUG